UCGAAGAGGAACGGAACAUAACUUCCGUUGCAUGAUGGCGACACUCGUCUAUUUCUUUUCGUGCGGUUCUUUAACAUGACUGGUUUGUCGAACAGGGCCGUUGUUAUUGAUGGUCGUGGCCAUCUGGUUGGCCGUUUGGCCUCCGUUGUUGCCAAAUACCUUCUUCAAGGAGGUAAAGUGGCAGUUGUACGUUGCGAGGAAUUGAACCUAUCUGGCCAUUUCUACAGAAAUAAAAUUAAGUACUUGGCGUAUUUGCGCAAACGCUGUAACGUAAAUCCUGCUCGUGGUCCAUAUCACUUCCGUGCUCCAUCAAGAAUUUUCUUCAAAGCUGUACGAGGCAUGAUUCCACACAAAACUAAGCGUGGUCAAGCUGCACUUGCCCGUCUCCGCGUUUUCGAUGGCAUUCCACCACCAUACGACAAGCGUCGUCGUGUCUGUGUACCAAUCGCCAUGCGUGUCCUCACUCUGCGUUCUGACCGCAAAUACUGCCAAGUCGGACGUUUGUCAAGCGAAGUCGGCUGGCACUACCAAGAUGUCGUUAAGAGUCUGGAAAGGAAACGCAAGGCUAAGUUGCGUGUCACUUUGAAACACAACAGAAUCAUGAAGAAGUUGACUGUUAAGGCUCGCGAAAACAUUGCGAAGGUAGCGGAACCUUUCAACAAAAUCAUUAAAUCUUACGGAUACGAAGUUUAAAUUACGUACCCCUAAGUUUGUUUAAAAUGAUAAGAAUUCAUUUUUUAAUAAAAAGAAUAACAUAAGUAAAAUUA
Molecule: messenger RNA, 767 nt
Organism: Bactrocera latifrons
Lineage: Eukaryota; Metazoa; Arthropoda; Insecta; Diptera; Tephritidae
Gene: RpL13A
Product: 60S ribosomal protein L13a
Exons: 3
Coding region: 76-693 (205 amino acids)
Biological process (GO): translation; negative regulation of translation
Cellular component (GO): ribosome; cytosolic large ribosomal subunit
Molecular function (GO): structural constituent of ribosome; mRNA binding
Source: RefSeq, a predicted model, not a curated record